Molecule: messenger RNA, 1274 nt
Organism: Bursaphelenchus okinawaensis
Lineage: Eukaryota; Metazoa; Nematoda; Chromadorea; Rhabditida; Aphelenchoididae
Source: the annotation of a GenBank genome assembly
AUGAAUAACCAAGAACUGCCCGGCUAUAGACUACACCGAGCAUUGCCUCUGAAUAUCCAGAAUGUACGCGACAGGACGGUCUCGGAGAGAAUAACAAGAAUUCGGCAAGAUGUUGAGUUCGAAGAACGUUCCAAAUCUUUCGAUGAUACUGGUCUUGAUGAGCUGAACGAUAUUAUUAACCACAGUUUCUACCUCGGCGAACAAACACCAACGAUUUUGAAGCAGGUAAGCGCGUUUAAAUUUUUUUUUGUUUUUAGGUAUCAAUAGAUAGUUUAGAUGAGGAUUACAGAGGAUUAUUGAUUUUUAAUAGUUUAUUUUGCUUAAAAUGUUUAAGAUUAGAAUAAAAUCUAGUUUUUUACAAUGGUCGAAGAUUUUUGUUGUUUAGGUAUUGUUUUGGUAAAAAUACAUGCAGUUUUUCGUAUUUCAACACUAAUGGUUAACUUUUAAGGCUUACGAUUUUUUUUCAGCAUCUCAGGUUUGGAGAGACUACUUCAGAAGACUCUGUUUUCUGUUUCGAAACUAUUUCUGCCCCUUCAGACAAUCGUGAUUGGAUGACCAAGCUCUUUUCAUCACCAUUACCUAAUAGACCUAAAUUGCUUAGCCGAUCUGGAAAUAACAACAUGGUUGCAUCACCGAAAGGACUGUCAUCUCAUCCUCAAAGCUUAUUCGCUACCAUAAUAGUAGAUCCAUCUGCCGUUACGUCUGGUGGAACAGCAUCUACUCCAUCCACUGAUCCAACAUCUACAAAAUCCGAUUCCAAUUCGAACUUGUCCAACUCUUCAGAUUCAUCGAAGAAGCCUCAGAAUCUGUUUUCAGCCUCAAUGCCUCAAAGGCUAGCGAGUGAUGAUCAUUCUCCAUGUGCCUAUUGCAUUUCGACCAAUCGUUCUCGGAAGGCUAGUACACAUUCUAAGUACUCUUGUCCAGUUUUGGCCGCUUUGAAGCCCUGCAAGACUUGUGGAGCUAGUGGAAUCAACAAUCAUACUGCUAUGUAAGUUACAUUCUUUUAGUUAAGAAUGUUUUAGACUUUUUGUUCACUAAGAUUAUACAAACCUACUACAACAUACCUUACUGUCAUUUUCAGGCAUUGUCCAGAGCGCAAAACAAUCCGUCUACGUCUGAAAACUCGCCAACCAAAGGUAUUCACAGAAAAGGAUCUUCCGUCCAUGAUGGUAUUCCCUUUAGGCUACUACAACAAGCCUAAAUGGUCGGCUCCCAUUCAAAACCGCGCUCGUUGGUUCAGCCUUACCAACUACAAGAUGUCGAAACGCGGUUAG